Molecule: messenger RNA, 2638 nt
Organism: Austrofundulus limnaeus
Lineage: Eukaryota; Metazoa; Chordata; Actinopteri; Cyprinodontiformes; Rivulidae
Gene: chrna9a
Product: cholinergic receptor, nicotinic, alpha 9a
Exons: 7
Coding region: 542-2167 (541 amino acids)
Biological process (GO): monoatomic ion transmembrane transport
Cellular component (GO): postsynaptic membrane
Molecular function (GO): acetylcholine-gated monoatomic cation-selective channel activity; transmembrane signaling receptor activity
Source: RefSeq, a predicted model, not a curated record
CUUAUCACAGAUCUGCAAGCUGCCUGACUCUUUGUGUUAAUGAUUCACAUUCACACAGUGUGGAUCAGGUCCCAGUUUUCCACAGACUUAUCCUCAGUGAUUUGAGUGUUCAUCAUGAAUGAGCUGACACUUGAGUGAUUAACACAUGUCAUUAGCUGUGUAAUGCUGCAGUGUGUGUGUGUGUGUUGUAAAGCUGGUUGUACACUAGCAGAGAGGGCCUUGAGCAUCACAUUUCACCUGGUUCCACUGUGCAAAGUGAUACAGCAGGAUACCUGUGUGUAUAUGUGUGUGUGUGUGAUAUCCCCAGGUCUUGUUCCAGAGCAGCAGUUACACACACAGACAGAGGAGACCCACGACUAACAGCUAGUGAAGCAUUCAGAGCUCCUGACAGGAUGUUAGACUUCAAGACUUUUCUGCGGUGUCGGCAGGCUCUGUCUUAGCGGGGCACAGAGCACAACAGAAUCGAGUGACGCUCUGGAUCUGGACUCGAGCCGUCUGGGCGACUGCUUUGCUAAAUAAUUGAUCUGGUGAGAAGCAAAAAAUGAGGAGGGCAGCACUGAUGGUUUGGAUAAGCCUUCUGGUGCAAGUGUCCUACGGCGCUCAGGGUCAUUAUGCUCACAAGCUUUUGAAAGACCUGAUGGAGGACUACUCCGACGCUCUGAGACCUGUAGAGGACACGGACAAAGCCAUCAACGUCUCCCUGCAGAUCACUCUGUCACAGAUCAAAGACAUGGAUGAGAGGAACCAGGUGCUGACCACCUACCUGUGGAUCAGGCAGGUCUGGCACGACGCCUACCUGAAGUGGAACAAAGAGGACUACGAUGACUUAGAGAUGAUCAACAUCCCCAGUGACCUGGUCUGGAAGCCGGACAUUGUCCUCUACAACAAAGCAGACGAGGAGUCGUCAGGACCGUCUAACACUAAUGUGAAGCUGCGUUAUAAUGGAGAAAUUGUUUGGGACUCUCCUGCCAUCACAAAGAGCACAUGUAAUGUAGAUGUUUCUUACUUCCCUUUUGACUGGCAAUCGUGCAACCUGACCUUUGGCUCCUGGACGUACAAUGGCAACCAGCUGGACAUCAGUUUGGGGAUGGACAGUGGCGACCUGGAGGACUUCGUGGAGAAUGUGGAGUGGGAGUGUCACGGCAUGCCUGCAGUCAGGAACGUCAUGAUGUACGGAUGCUGCUCGGACCCGUACACAGAAAUCACCUACACCCUGCUCCUGAAGCGCCGCUCCUCUUUCUACAUCUUCAACCUACUGCUGCCCUGCUUCCUCAUCUCCUUCCUGGCUCCUCUGGGAUUCUACCUGCCGGCCGACUCRGGGGAGAAGGUCUCUCUGGGGGUGACGGUUCUGCUGGCCCUCACUGUGUUUCAGCUGCUCGUGGCUGAGAUCAUGCCUCCUGCAGAAAAUAUGCCCUACAUAGGAAAGUACUACAUUGCCACUAUGACUAUGAUCACAGCCUCCACCUCCCUCACCAUCUUCAUCAUGAACAUCCAUUUUUGUGGUGCCGAGGCGAAACCGGUCCCACACUGGGCGAAGGUGCUAAUCAUCGACUACAUGUCCAAGAUUUUCUUCGUCUACGAAGUCGGGGAGAACUGCACGACCCCAGAGAGUGCGAGGACUCCGCUGCACCCAGAGGAGCCCAUGGGAGACAAGGGGUGCUACUAUGAUGACAGCUUCCACCAUCAGGACGCCAAGUCGCACAAGUACAGCAACGGCCAAGCCAGACAUCACCACAGCAAGCGUCACAAAAGCCAAGCGAACGGCAGCGCCAACGGCAGAUAUCACCAUCACAACAACCAGAACCAUCAAGCCUCCAGGCUGGAGAGGGGUGAGACGAAUCACCACAUCGGUAGGGACGAACUGGACUACCAGAGCCCUCCCCAUCCAAGAAACCUCCCGCACUUGAACGGGGGUCUUGAGCAGAGCUUCRACCCGAAAGAGAAGUAUCAGAUCCCAUCAUGCCCCUGCUGCUGCCCCUGCCUCCAACAUAAACAGGUGGUGAAGAACAUCCAGUACAUCGCCAACUGCUUCCGUGAGCAGAGAGCAACGUGUGUCAAAGUGGCAGAGUGGAAGAAGGUCGCCAAGGUGAUGGAUCGAUUCUUCAUGUGGAUCUUCUUCAUCAUGGUCUUCCUCAUGAGCAUCCUCAUCAUCGCCAAGGCGUCCUGACAGCUUCGCUGUCCUGUUUUUCUACCAACAAUCAUCGGCCUCAGUGUUACUUCUUUUAGUUUCAACAUAAAUGUUAGAUUCAACCAUAUGGUGUCAGUAACGUGUUUGUGGUUUUUGCUCUGACAGCACUGACCGACUCAACCAGGAAGAAAACUUCAUCAAGCCCUCUCAGUUAGUUAAAGUCAGGUGUACCUGCGUGUAUCAUGAAGUGGUGGAGCCGUAAGACAAUCACGUCCUCUCGCCUCGGACAUGCACACGCUCUUUAUUAUUGAUGAGCUAACAGCCAGACAUCCAGUUUUAUGUUUCUUACAUUCUGUUUUAAGGUGGAUGACGUUUGUCGUCUUUGUUGUGUGUAUUCUGUGUGCACAAAGUGGAGCAGCAUAAUCAAGUAACACAACACAGUUUUAUCCAUGAUCAAGUUUGGGGAGGUUGCCAACGCAGUCUGUGCAGGUGCUGAUAAAAUAAAGCAGG